ACCAAUAUCCCAGCCGCUGGCCCAACUCCGCCCUUGAAGUUCACCCUAGAGGCCACACCCUCCCGUCUGGGUCACCCGGCCAGCAAGCAGAGGCAGACAGUCCACCAAGUGAGUGUAGGCCACCUCCUGCCCAAGGCACAAGCAAGACGCCAAAAUGUCAGAGAAACCCGAGGACCCGAGGGACCCGAUGCCCUCAGAGAGGAAGUCCAUGUGGAGGACCGCUGAGGAGAGGCGGAUGUCCGACCUCACGCGGGUGCUGGAGUGGCUGGCGCGGAGGCAGGGGAAGAAGCAUCAAGGUCUCCAGAAGCACAAGCCCAAGAUGGCGACACCUUUUAAAGCAAGGGGGAAGGAAGAAAAGAAAGGCAAAAGCGUCCCGAAGCCCCAGGGAGGGAACCGCCAGGUGUCGUUCUCUGACCAGGCCACAGGGCAAAGCACCAAGAAGGAGAACUCCGCCAGGUACCGAAGGCCCUACGGAGCGGAGCCAAAGGGAAAACGCCUCAGCACAGUCCCGGGCAACUACACCAGGGACAGCGCCAGGAAAUCUGACCUAGACAUCAAGGAUGCAAUCGCCCUGGAGUCCACUCAGCGGUCAAUGCCGUACCGUCGACAAAGCAUUACAGAACCCACGUUGCCGGACACUAUCUUUGGCCAGCGGAGGUCAACCCUCCUGAGAGACUGGGUAGUCAAGGCACCCGACAGCUCCUAUGAGCGCAAGCUGAAGAGCCUCAUGGAGAAGGGCACCGAGCCCAAGAUAGAGAUGGUGAAAAUGCUGAAACCAGAGGAGGUGCUGAGCUGCCGCCCUCAGCAUCACUCAGAUUACACACACAUCGCAGCAAGGAGAGAAAGACCUGGCAGUUUGCAGCCUGGUUUUUUCUGCCACUCAACAUAACGUCAUGGCCACAUUGCACCUCCUUCCUAGUGACGUUUAAUGCUAGCAGAAGAGUCACUGAAAGGGAUAUUCCAUUAUGUGUUUAAUCGUUCCUCUGUUGAUGGAAUUUCUUAUUUCCCUGUUGUUGAUAACCCCAAAAUGAACACUUUCAUUUAUACAGCUUUUCUUUCCACUGACUUCUCUUUUUGCAAUAAGUUGAGGGCCUGAGUGGAGUUAC
Equus caballus (horse) is the source of this 1106-nucleotide messenger RNA. Lineage: Eukaryota; Metazoa; Chordata; Mammalia; Perissodactyla; Equidae. The record is from RefSeq and is a predicted model, not a curated record.